AUGGGCACAGAACCGAAUGAAGAAAACCGAAAAGGUGGAAGAAGAAAAAACAAAAACAACUCGACGAAAAAUUCUUCAUUGAAUUUAUAUGCGCAAAACAACAACUCGAACAGCAGCUGUGAAUUCACGAAUGAACUUUUCCUUUUCCCUUCCCUCUUCGAGCAGAAUGACAAGUACACCUCCGAGUUUAAGGACUAUACUGAGAACGAAUUUUUCUCAAGGCCAUUGUUGGAAUUAUUAAUUAAAUGCGGCGAAAUAAACUGGUGGUUGGAUGUUGGGUGUCUUCCGAUGUAUCCCAUCAUGACCAUAAAUGACGGCAAUUGUUUGCUCCAUGCAACGUUCUUAGGGAUUUGUGGUUUCCAUGACAUAAAUUUAUCGCAAAGAAGGCGAAUCCAGAAAUCCAUGAUGUCCGGUCCCUUGAAAGAGACAUUUUUCAGAAAAUGGAAGUGGCAUCAAAUGUUUGUUAAUAAGAAGGAAAAUGUUGUGUUCUCUGCCGAUAGCUGGAAGAAUGAAUGGAAGAAGUUAAUAAUGCUGGCAUCUACGCUGGCCAUUGGCACGUGUGACCCUGUCGUUGAAGAAUUGAAAGAGGAAUGUCGGAGGCAAGACAAAUUGUAUCGAGCGAAGGAAGACAAAUAUGAUUUGGAUCCCGUUAUUGCUCAACAGCCUCCCAUCAUUUACUCGGAGUUGAAAGAGAUACACGCCUACAUUCUCGCUAAUAUCAUCAUGAGGCCAAUUAUUGUUUAUUGUGAUAAAUUCAAAAGAUCGAAAUCCGGAGAGCCGAUUUCAGUGAACACAUUUGGAGGAAUUUAUCUGCCGAUGGAACAAAAGCCGUCCCUCUGCUACCGGUCGCCCGUCUUCCUCAUUUAUCACGACGCACAUUUUUCCGCGUUGAUUCCAAAAGAAGUCGAUUUAAGUUCUGUUCAGGCUAAUAUUUUCACCGGUAUAUUGCCUUUAAUGUCAAAAAAACACGAGCUUUACCCGAUUCACUUCAUUCAUGAUCCUGGGAAAGAUUUUGAAAAUUCCUUAGAAAUUCCAAAGCAAAAAUACGAAGAUGAAGAUUAUAGUUUGGAAAAAAAAUUAACACUUCUAAAAGAUUAUUUAGAUAUUGAAUUAGCAACUCUCGUUCCUGUUGAAAGCGAGACUCAACUUGUAAACAAAGCUGCAAAUUCUACUGCAAAUAACAAUAACGUAAAUGUAUUCGGAAAGUUUUCUGAUAUAAGCAACAUCACCAGUAACUCUUUUCCAGCUUCUUCUAAUAACAUAAAAAAUUUCCCGCUUUUUGAACAAUUACACAAUGUAAACAUGAAUGCCAAAAACGUUCACAAUAACAACAACAAUCAGCAAGGCGAAAAAACUUCGAAGGGUUUAAACAAACUUAUCGGUAAAAUUCCUAGCCCUUUUAAGUCUUCAGUUAAGAAGCAAUCAUUGCACGAAGCCUUACACGGCGAAGCAGGCCAGAAGACCACUCCAUCACUGACAAUCACUCAACAAAAAAUUCAUCAAGAAGAAGAAUUACGUUUGUCCCUUACCAAGCAACAAGUGCAGCAGCAGCACGAAACUCUACCAUUCAACCAGCCUUACGGCUUGCCUACGACUCAGACAACUGUCGCUUUCAGUCUGACGAUGGUUAAUAAUCUCAGAAAAAAAUCACAUUUACUGGUUGCCAGAGUUUUUUAUAAAAAACCUUUUUUUACCAAAAAAAUGUUAGAAGAAUAUUUGUGUAGUGCUAAAUUGAGAUUGUCGCACAUCAAAGCGUAUAAGAAGACCCACAGUCACCAAGGUGCAACUCCUGCUAUCGAGACUAAAGGAGUUUUUUUGAAACCACACAAAAAGUAG
Molecule: messenger RNA, 1836 nt
Organism: Helobdella robusta
Lineage: Eukaryota; Metazoa; Annelida; Clitellata; Rhynchobdellida; Glossiphoniidae
Exons: 6
Coding region: 1-1836 (611 amino acids)
Source: RefSeq, a predicted model, not a curated record